This is a messenger RNA of Letharia columbiana, 1011 nucleotides long. RefSeq lists its product as uncharacterized. Lineage: Eukaryota; Fungi; Ascomycota; Lecanoromycetes; Lecanorales; Parmeliaceae. The transcript is spliced from 3 exons. Bases 1 to 1011 code for a protein of 336 amino acids. The record is from RefSeq and is a predicted model, not a curated record. Gene Ontology annotation, molecular function: metallopeptidase activity.
AUGCGGUAUCUUUAUAUUGUAGUAGGAGUUACAGCUACGGUCCUCCGUCCAAUUUUCUGCCUCCCGCAGUAUGUUCCCCUCCAAUUCCCAGCGUUAGACAAUACCACUAUUGCAGCAACAAAUCUUACUGGGGUUCCAGCUAGCUUUCCUUUCGUCAUUGAAGGAUGUGGUGCAUACACAGGAAAUCUGGUGGAUGUACUAAUUAAAGCCAUCGCAGCACUCACGCCGGCGCUGAACGAUGUGGGGCUUGGACUUGAUAGUCAUCAUGGCUUCAGAGCACUGUUCAAAGAUGGCGCAAUUUCGACUUACGUCCGAGGCAUUUUGCGGUCCAUCGCUUCAGCUCAGCCAUUGAAGGGUCUCAAACCAGAUCCAUCUGUGCCGUCUGCACCUCGCUUCGCUUGUGUCACACGCAGCACAGUAAGCCAAUACAAGUUUCUCGAGCUCGAUCCAUGGGAGAUAUGCAGCCGGCCAGACGCUGGGCAGGCCUUUUACCUUGGAGGUUCCAGCUAUAUCUUCCUUUGCUCAAGCUUCUGGUGGGGCAGAAUUGCGCCGCAUAAGAACACUUGUCCUUCUGUCAGAGAAAACCAAUUCUUAGGUGGCGGGGAAGCUCUCAGCAUGUACUUGACCUACCUGGUCAUUCAUGAGAUGGUGCAUUUUUAUCUGGGAAAGGCUUCCUUGGGGGCUUUCACUGAUCCACCAGAGGUCUAUCCCAUUAACGAUUGCGUGGCCUUAGACCCGUUGGACUCGGUCCACAACCCCCAGAACUACCAAUUUUACGUUGCCAUGGCUGAGCAAGGUUGCACCAAAGUUCCAGAUCCUGACCGGCCUCCUUUCUUGUCAAACCAAAGCAAGAGUAGUCUGCCAGCAUUUCUCCUCACAGACGCUGUAAACACCCAGCCAUCUCUUGCUGCCGCCGUUGAAAAGCUUCCUACCGUGACGACUAUCCCUGUGCUUGAAAGCCUGCAUAACGAUCCUGAUGACAAUUUAGGCCUCCAGUCCUAUGAAAGCUGA